Messenger RNA from Pseudonaja textilis, 4179 nucleotides. Lineage: Eukaryota; Metazoa; Chordata; Lepidosauria; Squamata; Elapidae. The record is from RefSeq and is a predicted model, not a curated record.
CAGCCUUCCGUCCUUCUGAGGGCACCACAAACAAAGGCGCCACCGAGAAACCCUGGAGCGCGCAUGCGCCUCCGGCGGCGGCGGCGGCAUCCCGGCCGAUCCAAAAGCGACGCUUCCACUUCGCUCUCUGCUGGAAAGCCUCGCCGCGACCUGUAGAAGGCCGGCUGCGUGACCCGGAAGGAGAAGCCAAACCGGAAGUGGGGAAGCUGAAGCCGAUGCCGAGUCCAGUGCGGAGUUUGGGCAGCCAGUAACGUUUGGGGAAUAUGGAGUCACAUGGGUGCGUCCACAGCCCGGCGAGCCACGCUGGGAGAGAAGCGCCUAGCAAGCUGCACAAGAACGCUUACGCCCGCCUCGUGCAGAAGCACCACAGCGGACGCUUCCGUUCCUACCUGAACCACAUCGCCCAGAAGCUGCAGCUGGAGGAGAACCUCUUACAGGAUGAUUUGGACCCCGAGUUGGAGGCGUCUCCAAAACGGGCGCUCGCCAGAGAAGCCCCAGUCAAGAAUGGGAUGAAACCAGCCACGGCUCCGCCGGCGGGAUCCUUGCAAUUCCUCCAACCGGACCUCAGGAGCUUCGAGGGCCUGCGAAACAGCAAAAAGGACAGCUUGGUCAACAGGCAGCAACAGCCCCAUCCGGGAGAUCCUGGUGUCGGGAAGAGGGAGGAGGAAGAGGAGGAGGAGGAGGAGGAGAAAAAAGAGGCAGGUGCAGAAGAAGAGGUCCCUUCUACUCAGCCCGGAGGUCCAUUCGGGUUCUUGAAAACCAAGCCCGUCGCGGGCGGGCAGGAGGCAUUGUCCAGACUGGUGGUUCCACUGCAGAAGGCCUCCACCUCGAACAAGGAAGAGCUCUGGAGAAGUAAGGGCAGCGGCAGCCCUUCGAUGCCCGUGGAUGGAACCGGGGUCUUUCCGCCCGCAGGACAACCGAGUGUGGAGCUGCCUUUGGCGAGCGCUGGCUUCUUAUUGCCUCGGCAGAUGUACGACAAGCGGGGUUCGGUCAGGCCCAGAAACAAUUCUGAAUCAACCCGCGGGCCCCCAAAUGUGGACAGGAGACGACAACUUUCGGAGUCCCAGGCUGUCACCGUGAGCAGCUCGGAUUGCAGGAUGAACCUCCGACCUCAAGGAACUCCUAAAGGAGGGCCCUACGCUGCUUCCUUGACUCCAGGAGACCGGAAGAACUGGACCAAAGGGACUCGCACCCGAAAGAGAAUAUUCGAAGCCUACAUGUCGAAGGAAGACGUAUCGGAAGGUCUGAAGAGAAAAACGCUGAUCCAGGUGGGGGAAAUGUUGGCGCGCGAAAUAAGAAAAGGAUUUUGUGUGCAGAAUUUGUUUUUCCAGGAUGGCACUCAAGAUAUUUUCAUUGACGGAGUUGUCGCUCGCAACAGAGCCCUCAAUGGUGACAUCGUAGUGGUGAAGCUACUUCCAAAGGAACAAUGGAAGGUAAACAAACCGGACGCUUGCGAGCAAGAAACGGAAGCUUCUGUAAGCUCAGAGGAUCCUUCACCUUCACCAGGCGCUUCGGUCGUCCCCAAUCCGGGCCAAGGGGGUGCCAGCGGCCCCUGUGCCCCGACGGAGGCUCAGUGGAAUGAGAGAAGCCAACCGGAGCACGCAAGCGAUCUGAAGCAUCAGCUGUCCUUGGGGGCUGGUGUUAAAGGAAAAGAUCUGGAAACUUGCAGCAUCCAUGCCACAAACCCGGAAGAGACUGCAAACCUGGAAGAGAGGGUUCAAAAGACUGCAAAGGUAGUCUACAUAUUGGAGAAGAAGCAUUCCAGGACCGCCAUGGGCUUCAUCCGCCUCUUGGCCGAUCGCAACAGUGACCUGUUCCGGAAGUAUGCCAUGUUCUCUCCAGUGGACCACCGAGUGCCUCGCGCCUACGUUGCCUUGGCCGACUGCCCGCCCGAUUUUGCCUCGCGCCCCGAGGACUAUUCCAGCAUCCUUUUCAUCUGUCGCAUUGUGGAUUGGCGGGAGGACAGCAACUUUGCCCUUGGGCAAUUGGCCCAAAGUCUCGGGCAGGCCGGUGAAAUUGAUCCGGAAACCGAAGGCAUCUUAGCAGAAUACGGGGUGGACACCGCGGAUUUCUCUCCAGACGUCCUUCAGUGCCUUCCACAGAACCUGCCUUGGGUCAUCCCGUCCGAUGAGUUGGCCAGGAGGAGAGAUUUAAGAUGUGUGGACUUCAACUCCCAGCGUGCCGCAGCAGCCGGGAUAACGAAUGUUCUCUCUUUGCCCAUUUCAGGGAACUUCGAAGUCGGGGUACACAUCGCAGACGUGAGUUAUUUCGUCCCGGAAGGCACCGCCCUAGAUGACGUGGCGGGCGAGAGAGCCACAAGCGUUUACCUGGUGCAAAAGGUGAUUCCAAUGCUCCCCCAACUGCUGUGUGAGGAACUCUGCAGCCUCAAUCCCAUGACAGACAGGCUGACCUUCUCCGUCAUUUGGAAGUUGUCUCCACAAGGAAAGAUCCUGGACGAAUGGUUUGGGCGGACCGUGAUCCAAUCCUGUGCGAAGCUGAGCUACGACCACGCUCAGAGCAUGAUUGAGAAUCCAGAAAGGGUCUUCGGGGCAGGGGAGCUGCCCCCCAUCUCCUCCUGCCACACCCUGGCUGAGGUCCACCGAGCCAUCCAGAACCUCCACCAGAUCGCCAAGCAACUGCGUCAACAGCGCUUCGUGGACGGGGCUCUCCGCUUGGACCAGAUGAAACUCUCGUUUACUUUGGACAAGGAGACAGGGAUGCCACAAGGCUGCUACAGCUAUCAGUACCGGGACAGCAACAAACUGGUGGAAGAAUUUAUGCUGCUGGCCAACAUGGCGGUGGCUCAUCGGAUUUACCGCUCCUUUCCCACCCGAGCCCUCCUGCGCCGGCAUCCCCCACCGCAGAGCAAGAUGCUCCACGACCUCAUGGCCUUUUGCAGCCAGAUGGGCCUGGAGAUCGACUGCAGCAGUGCCGGCGCCUUGCACAAAAGCUUGAAUGAAACUUUUGGGAAUGACCAAUACAGCGAUGCAAGGAAGGAGGUGCUGACCAACAUGUUCUCUCGUCCCAUGCAGAUGGCGGUUUAUUUCUGCACCGGCGUGCUGAAGGACGAGAACCUCUUCCGACACUACGCCCUCAAUGUGCCUCUCUACACGCACUUCACGUCGCCUAUCCGCCGGUUUCCAGACAUCGUGGUGCACCGGCUGCUCGCGGCUUCACUGGGGCUGGGUCCUGCCCCACAGAUGGAGGAGGCCGAGAUACAGAAGCAAGCAGAGCAUUGCAACGACCGGAAGAUGGCUUCCAAGCGGGUGCAGGAACUGAGCGUCGAUCUCUUCUUCGCGGUUUUUGUCAAGGAGUGUGGACCGCUGGAGUCGGAGGCCAUGGUGAUGGGCGUCCUGAGCGAGGCCUUUGACGUCCUGGUGCUACGAUUCGGAGUCCAGAAGCGCAUUUAUUGCAACGCUCUACCGUUGGUGGGAUUCCAAUUUCAAAAAGUGGGGAAAAAGCCACAGUUGUCGCUGGCGUGGGAACCGCAGAGCCCGGAGCAGGACGCCGCGCGGCAGGUCAUCUCAAUAUUCGCUUUGGUGGACGUGGUUCUGCGGGCCGACAACGGGACCACGAAGUACAGCGCGGUGCUGAAGAGGCCCGGCGGUGAAGAAUGACCUGGCCUGGCUUCUGGUUACAAAUCCUGCCUAUUUCCUCCCCCCUACAAUGCCCCCCCCACACCCCACUAAUAUUGGUAGAUAUCCCGAACUGACUCCCUGGGAAAAGAGCCAAGACUUAUUUUAAUUUUAAUUUUGGCAGAUGUUGCUUCUUCGAUCCCCGAGGGUUUUGUUUUUUUGUUUUUAACAAGAGUGGCGGGAGGGCCCAAAACCAAGAUGGCGGCUGCAGCCUUAUAAGCCUCAUAGCCCACAUUAAGAAAAAAAAAUUAAAAAACGAUAGAGCUUGGCUUGCAGACCGUAGCUGCCAUCUUGACUUUUUUGACCUUCUCGGUGUGGGUGUCGUUUUUUACUCAAGCUGGUUGGCAGGGUCUCAGCCGUUUCCAGAGGGGAGCCAUAAAUACUUGGAAGUACGAACCAGCAAUCUUUCCAUCUUCUUAGAUGAAUUUGUGUGUGUUUGUGGGUGUGGGUGUUUGAAUUUGUGGCCCACCUGACCAGAGCCUCUCCCUUGUUGUAUCUGGCCGGCGGGGCGCUCCAUCUUGGUGUAAAUAAUCUCUUGCUCAGC